GGAGCAAAGAGGAGAGGAGCCGAUCGCCACGUUGGUGCUGUGUUGGUUAGCCACCGGUGUAGGUGUACGCGUCGUAGGUGUACAGCUUCGCGGUCUGCCGCGGCGGCGUACUGUUCUUGGCACAGUUUCUGACCAUCUCCUAUUGCGAGCGGACCGCGCUGGACCUAAGCGUAAUUUCGUUGCGCCUCGCGGCACCGAACUUUCUUUCUCUUUCGCCCCAUUGUACCUCUCUUCCGGCCAUCCCUUCUGCUUCCGCGCGCCUCACCCCCUCCAGAGGACACCGAUCUUCGAAAAAAUGCAGCUCACAUCGUGUUGCAGAUGUUUCUCGCUGAAAGCGGGGACGCUAUUCACUGGAAUAUUAGGCAUAAUUUUAUCGGUCAUCUCGUUGAUCAUGAUCUUCACUUUGAAUGUCGAAUGGAAGACUAUACUGAUCGACGUAGUGGACCAGAACAUCGUCAGGAUCAUUUUCGCGAUAAACUUGUGCAUGACGAUCCUGAUCUCGACGCUGCUCAUAAUAGGGGCCCUGAAGAAAAAUACGUUUAUGAUGUUACCAUGGGUGGUUCUGGGCUUAAUUCUAGCGAUUGGUCUAUUGGUAAGCGUGAUCUACACAUCCAUCAUGUUCUUCGUGAAUAGCGAGACAAUAAAUGGAAUUCUGUGGCUCGUCAUUGGCCUUGUAGCCGUUGUGAUCUACACGUACUUGUGGCUGGUAGUGUACAAUUACUUCCAACAGCUGAGGUACGAUAAAAUGAACAGCAGAAUUGGCCCAUACGGAAGACCGUAUAAUUAUCGACGGCCUUGAAAUAAAUCGGUGAUUUCAUGAAGAAAAACACUCACAUGAGGUUUCUCCUUCGCGAAAAGAUUGGACUGUUUUUUAUUUUAAUCGAUAAGUCAGCGUUAUUGGCAUGGAAGAACAGUCUAAUUACCUCAGGAGGAGUUACUUAAAAGUUCAAUUAGGGUAUUCGCACCAAAGCACAAGGCAUUGCCUUUCGAAGAUAGAGGAUUUAUCGUGUUUAUAAAGCAAGACUAAUUGUCAAAGAGUAGAUUAGAAUAUAUUUAUGGCACCAAGAUGCUCCCUCGAAUGAUAAUCGAUAUCUUCUUCUAUAACUAUAUUCAACUUAUUUUUAACAUUCUCCUUUGCGUAAGAAAUAAAUACGAAACUUUUCUAGAUAGAUCACUGUAUUUAUAUAAACUACACUUCAUUUAAAUUGUCUACCUCUUUUUUACUUUUUUUAAAUAAAAACUGAGUCGUUAAAAAAAUAAAAAUUGUACUUAUGAAAUAGUUCAUAAUUCCCUUUGAUAAAAUAAAAUCACUCGCACUGAAAAUUUAAGACUUUUAGUACAUCUCACGCAUCAUGAAAGAAGGAACGAAUUCAUAUUCAAAAGAUACGCACCCCUUUUUCAUUCUAUACACGAAUUUCCACCUAACGUAUUAAUAGUAAGAUACACCUCGACGACUAGCAUAGCCCACAAAGAUAUAUAGUAAAGAAACGAAGAACGACCAUCGUUCGAGGGUGCAAGAAGAAUUAUGAAACGCGCUUCGUUUCAAGCGGGAUCGCGAGGGAGGAACGCAUUUUUUACUGGGAAACAGACAUUGCCAGUUCGCCAGCGCGAUAUCAAAAAGGCGAGGCUGAUCCCAGGCAGGACGCAAAUAGAUUCCAUUUUCAAGGAUAACGAAAAUGUUAAGCGUAUGCAAAAAUAUACGCGUUGCCACAGCGCGAGAACCAGUCACUCCUACGCAAGGUUAACGACUGACUUUAUUUAUUUUCCUGACCCCACUUUUACUCUCUUCUACUCGUCUUUCUACCCGUGUAAAGAUCUACCAUUUGUAACUAUUGUU
This is a messenger RNA of Eufriesea mexicana, 1837 nucleotides long. RefSeq lists its product as uncharacterized. NCBI's taxonomy places the organism in Eukaryota, Metazoa, Arthropoda, Insecta, Hymenoptera, Apidae. The transcript is spliced from 5 exons. The record is from RefSeq and is a predicted model, not a curated record. Bases 296 to 799 code for a protein of 167 amino acids.